AUGGGUGGGGAGUCAGUCGCCCAGAGGGCGCCCAAGAGCGACUACCCGCUACGCGCCCCGAAGCCCGUCGGCCAGAUGAUAUCGGGCAUAUACAAAGAGCGCAUUGCCCAGUUCUAUGCCGGCGGACAAUGGGAGCACAACAACCUUCGCGCCAUGAUGAACGAGGGCGUCGUCUCGGGCGAGCCUCACGUCAAGCUCUCCGUCUGGGAUGCCCCAGACCAGACGAGGCCCACUUUUGACGACGCCGUGUCCCACGAGUUCAAGGAAACGUCGGUUGGCUCGUGGUUUGGCCCGUCCUGGACCACCCACUGGUUCAAGGUCGUGCUCAAGGUCCCCGAAGACCUCCUUGACAAGCACCUGCUCGAGCUCCACUGGGAUGGUAACAACGAGGGGCUAGUCUGGACCGAAGACGGCAACCCGCUGCAGGGCCUCACGGGCGGUGGCGAGCGUGUUGAAUGGAUCCUGCCAGAGUCGUUCCGCGACGGGAGGGAACACACAAUCUACAUAGAGAUGGCCUGCAAUGGCAUGUUUGGGAAUGCAGCUGGCGGCGACGCAAUCCAGCCACCCGAUCCCAACAAGUACUUCCAGCUCAGCCGAGCCGAGAUUGUCGCUGUAAACCCCGAUGCCCGCCAGCUCUACAUCGAUAUCUGGAUCAUUGGAGACGCCGCCAGGGAGUUCCCUUCGGACUCGUGGGAGCAACACAAGGCGCUCAACAUCUGCAACAAGAUCAUUGACACAUUUGAGCUGGGAAACAAGGACUCGCUCAAGGCCUGUCGCACGAUUGCUGAAGAUUACCUCGGGCCCAACGUCAACUCGGCCAAGGUCUACGACACGGGUAAGGAGGCAUUGGUGUUUGGAAUUGGCCAUUGCCACAUCGAUAGCUGUUGGCUCUGGCCCUUUGCCGAAACCAAGCGCAAGGUCGCUCGAUCUUGGUCCAACCAAUGCGACCUGAUGGAUCGGUACCCCGAGCUCAACUUUGCUUGUUCCCAAGCUCAGCAGUACAAGUGGCUGAAGCAGUUGUACCCAUACGUCUUUGAGAGGGUCAAGAAGAAGGUCGCCGAAGGUCGCUUUCACCCCAUUGGAGGCAGCUGGGUCGAGCACGACACCAACAUGCCCAGUGGAGAGUCGCUGGUCCGCCAGUUCCUAUAUGGCCAACGCUUCUACGAGGGCAACUUUGGUAAGCGCUGCCAGACCUUUUGGCUGCCUGACACGUUUGGAUACUCCAGCCAGCUACCCCAGCUCUGUCGUUUGUCCGGCAUGACUCGGUUCUUUACCCAGAAACUGAGCUGGAACAACAUCAACAAGUUCCCUCAUACCACCUUCAACUGGAUUUCUCUGGAUGGUAGCCAGGUCAUAUGCCACAUGCCCCCAACAGAGACGUACACUGCUGAUGCUCACUUUGGCGACGUGAAGCGCAGCAUGUCGCAGCACAAGUCUCUGGACCAGGACGCCACGUCGCUUCUCGUCUUUGGCAAGGGUGACGGAGGCGGCGGUCCUACCUGGGAACAUAUCGAAAAGCUUCGUCGCUGCCGCGGCAUCGCCGAUACCGUCGGCCUCCUGCCGCGUGUCCACAUGGGUAACUCGGUCGAUGACUUCUUCGAUGCUCUGGAGCGGAAGGCCAGUUCCUUGACGACAUGGUACGGUGAGCUCUACUUUGAGUUCCACCGUGGGACGUACACGACUCAGGCAAACAACAAGCGCAACAACCGGAAGUCGGAGAUAGUAUUGCGGGAUGUAGAGCUGCUCGCGGCACUCACGUCCCUCAAGAACAAGUCGUACAAGUACCCCAAGAAGGAUAUUGACGACAUGUGGGAGUCGGUUCUCCUUUGCCAGUUUCACGAUUGCCUUCCAGGGAGCUCAAUCGAAAUGUGCUAUGACGAUUCCAACAAGAUCUACGCUGAGCUUUUUGAAACCGCGGGAAGGAUACUUAAAGACAUCUCAAAGGCGCUUGGUGUUUCCGAGGUCAAGUCCACGACUAUCGAUAACGGUAUCGCACUAAACACCUUGCCGUGGCACCGCAAGGCACUUGUUGACAUUUCUGCGAACGAGGCUGCCGUAGCCUGUGGAACCGGUCCGCUUUUAAAUCUGCGAGCGUUUAAAACCUCCGACAAGAGUCCCACGGUUACUCUUCACAAGUCUUCUGAGGGAGUCUUCAUCCUCGAGAAUAAUCAGCUCAAAGUCGAGGUGAAGGCUGGCUGCAUCACGUCGCUGUUUGACAAAUCAACCGAGCGAGAAGUAAUUCCAAAGGGCCAAAAAGCCAACCAAUACGUCAUCUUCGAUGACAAGCCCCUAUACUGGCAGGCCUGGGACGUCGAAGUCUAUCAUCUUGACACCCGCGAGGAGCUGUCAUGUGGCGAGACAAAGGCGCACGAAGAGAAAGACCACCGGGUCAGCGUCGUCACCGAGACCAAGAUCAGCAAUAAGAGCCACAUUGAAACUAUCAUUACCCUGUCUGCCGCCAUUGACGGCGAGCAGUCAUAUGUCGAGAUUACGAGCAAAGUGGUGUGGCAUGAGACCAUGAGGUUCCUCAAGGUUGAGUUCCCCGUCGACGUGCGCAACACCGAGGCCAGCUACGAGACCCAGUUCGGCGUCGUGAAGAGGCCCACCCACUACAACACCAGCUGGGAUAUGGCCAAGUUUGAGGUAUGCUGCCACAAGUUUGCCGACCUCUCAGAGCACGGCUACGGCGUCUCGAUCCUCAACGAUAGCAAGUACGGCUUCGCCACUGUGGGCUCGCUCAUGCGGCUGUCGUUGCUACGCAGCCCCAAGGCCCCCGACGCAAAUGCCGACAUGGGCACCCAUCACAUCCGCUGGGCCAUCCUACCCCACGGUGGUUCCCUCGGCCCCACAACCGUUCGCAAGGCUUACGAGUUUAACAACCCCCUCAAGCUCCUAUCCAUGUCGUCGGACGACAAUAGCAGCGUGGCCCGCUCUAUCCUUACCGCGGCCGAGCCCCCGGUCUAUCUCACCCCCAACUCAGACCAGUCGCUUGUUCUUGACACCAUCAAGCGUGGCGAGGACGACGAGGACAUCUCCCACGGCGACCUGCCUGCAAAGGACGGCCGCAGCGUCGUGCUGCGCAUCUACGAGAGCCUCGGCGGCCGCGGCCGCGGCACCGUCGCCACCACCUGGAACGUCGACAAGGUCACCAAGACCAACUUGCUCGAGGACGACCUCGAGGAGGUGUCCCUCAAGGACGGCAAGUUCGCCAUUGACCUACGACCGUUCGAGGUGGCGACGUACAAGCUGCAUUUAGCGUAG
Molecule: messenger RNA, 3261 nt
Organism: Lasiosphaeria miniovina
Lineage: Eukaryota; Fungi; Ascomycota; Sordariomycetes; Sordariales; Lasiosphaeriaceae
Product: glycoside hydrolase family 38 protein
Exons: 2
Coding region: 1-3261 (1086 amino acids)
Biological process (GO): oligosaccharide catabolic process; mannose metabolic process
Cellular component (GO): fungal-type vacuole membrane
Molecular function (GO): alpha-mannosidase activity; carbohydrate binding
Source: RefSeq, a predicted model, not a curated record